AUGUGUGAGACUUCUAUUAACUCUUUAUGCUGGCAGUGGGUAUAUAUAGGACGACCAGCUUCAUCAUCUCAGAGUCUCAAUAUCACAAUGGCUCAAACUUCGCGCGUCGAACUCCAAAAGCACAAGUACUGGGAUCAGGUUCAAACAUUACCGAAAGACCUCGCCUAUCUGCUUCAACCUGAUGUAGAUUACACUCAAAAAUCGACAAAAAAAGAAGAUCUCCGAGACAUGAUGAGGCAUUUUGGUAUUGACCAAAAACAAUAUCCUGCUAGUCUCUUGAAAGCCAAGCUUGUCGAACGUUACCAGCAGCUCCUUUUACCUGAUCUUCAACCCUUUAUCACCCAGGUGGAUACUACUGCGAAAAAAACAAAAAAUGCACACACCCUUCGAGAGGCUCCCUUCCUCCAGCCAACCACCUUGUCACCUCAAACCCUUCGCUCGGCGAUCCUGACCAAGAUCAGGAGUAGCUUCGUUCCCCAGGCCUUUUCAAAAACCGCGCUUACCAGACUCUGGCGACACGCAUUCCACCCGCUUCCGAAAUAUACUUUCGCCCCGGUUGAGUUCUAUACGCGCCCACAUGUCUGUACCAACGAAGCCGAUCUUGCUACUAAGGGUCGCGAGUGGCUUUGGCACGCUUUACAAUGUGAACAUCCUGAGAUUUUUAUACCCCUUGUGGCUUGUACAGAGCCUAUCCUACGCGCCUUGUACAAACGAUUCGUCCUCGAAAAGACCUCAUUAGAUGAGCUUUGUUAUGGAGUACACUACUACAUAAGUGAACCCGAUUCUCCCAUACAUAAUAAUUCAGAGGGUAAAAAGCACGAGGAAUCAAAUGCGUCUGUCCCAUUGGUCGCCAUCAACGCGGAAGAAGAUGGCCCCAUGGACCACUCCUUAUGA
Melampsora larici-populina 98AG31 is the source of this 894-nucleotide messenger RNA. RefSeq lists its product as uncharacterized. The coding region runs from base 1 to 894 and encodes 297 amino acids. NCBI's taxonomy places the organism in Eukaryota, Fungi, Basidiomycota, Pucciniomycetes, Pucciniales, Melampsoraceae. The transcript has 2 exons. The record is from RefSeq and is a predicted model, not a curated record.